Messenger RNA from Ilex paraguariensis (yerba mate), 999 nucleotides. NCBI's taxonomy places the organism in Eukaryota, Viridiplantae, Streptophyta, Magnoliopsida, Aquifoliales, Aquifoliaceae. The record is from the annotation of a GenBank genome assembly.
AUGGCAACUGAUUAUGACAAUGAAUCCAUGAUAUUCAAUGUAUUGAUAGCCUCACUCUCACAGGCGGGGAUGAUCUCCAGAGGAUCAACAACAACUGAUCAACCAGAUGCCUCAAAUAAUGUUUGGCGGUACCAUGACUUGUUUGUUCAUGUUGGUUACAACGUUGUUCUUCCCUUUAUACAACCAUGGGGGGCUCAUUUUGGGAUUCCAACAAUUUGCUUUGUGGUUGCUACUCUUCAGUUUUUCUUGAGAUCAUCUCCGUACAUUCGUGUCAAACCAUCUGGAAGUCGAACCACAAGCUUGUUUAGAGUUAUUGUGGCGACCUCUAUAAAGAUUCAGCUUUCGUGCCCAAAGGAUUCUAGGGAGCUGUACGAGAAGUACGACCUUGGAAACGAUCAGGAGCUGCUACCUCACACAAACUGUCUCAGAAGCAUUAUUGGAAGGGUGAAGCAAAAACACAUACCUGCAAAAGGAAUUGGAUUUGGAAUCAUGAUAUCCAUUUUCUGCUGUAUUGUCGUGGCGCUGGUGGAGCAAAGGAGGUUAAAUGUAGCCAAGGGACAUGGCCUAAUCAACGUCCCUCAUUGCACAAUCCCAAUGAGUAUUUUCUGGCUGAUUCCUCAGUUUCUCCUCUUAGGUGCUCCACAAGGGAUUGUCCUCAGUAACAAGACCUAUUUUUUGGUCAAUCAAGUACCUAAUUCAUUGCAAUCAUAUUUGAGAAAACUCACUGAAGCUUUCUUGGGAGUUGGAUACAUAACUAGUGUUCUAACUGUUAAUGUUGUGGGAAAGAUUAGUGAUGAAAGAGGGGGUGAAAACUGGUUCGGGGAGACACUAAACAAAAGCCGACUACAUAAGUACUCUUACACACUAGCAAAAAUGAGUUGUGCCAAUCUUUUUUUCUAUGCACUUGUUGCUUCUUGGUUUAAUUACAAGGAGGUACACAUUCCAACGGAAGAACAAGAAGUGGUAGAUGAAGAAAGGUUUCAAUACCAUGAAGAGUAA